ACUUCUCCUGUCAUCAACUUGACAUAUGAGUUGCUCAUGUUCAGUGAAUUUUCAUGAACGUAUGAGUGUUUGUCCAUAAAAAUUGGCAGGUGUAGUAUGUAUCUACCAGGGAUAGUAAUUAUUCUUGGUUACAGGAUACCAAAGUGUUGUGGUUCAUUGGGUCCAUCUCCUCCUUCGCCAUCUACUACGGCACCUGUGUGGUCUCCGAGUCAAUGCUCUCCGCCCAUUCGUGCCAUCUUCGUCGGUUGCUCCUGUCCUGCACAAGGUCAUGCACAACAUGUGCCUUGCCGGAUGCCUUCGAUGCCCACUCUUGAUCAGGUUUGUCAUGCAGCACCUGAUCGAUGCACCAAACUACAAAGGGCUCAGUGGUGGACUGAUGGGGAGGAUGCAUCGAUGCGGAUUGCGGAAGGUCAUUACAAAGGAAUUCUAGGGGAAUCGUACCAAGGAUCCUGCACAAUGCGAGCCUUGCUAUUGUAUGCCUUCGAGACAUCGAGGCUACAGUAAAGAUGGAGUUAUUUCUUUCAGGAAGAGUCCACCCUACCUAAAAAAAUCGCCCUCAGCCACUGAUGUACAUCACAACUCUACCUUGGAAGUAUAUAUAAGUAUGGUGUACAGUGCACACAAACGAGGACUACGGCCUAUGGAAUAUGUGUUCCUGGACCUGCUGCCAUGUCAAGUCAUGAGAGAUUUGAUCAAAACAUGUUUCAGGAAGGAUACAUACAACGAUUUUGCUGAGGCAAUGGAUCUGGAAGAGAUGGGGGUACUUGUUCAUGUGUCAUGCUCGUUUAAGAGCCUCAUUGCUUAUUCCCAUAAAAUCUUGUUCAGGAGCCCAGCAGCAGAUAGAAAAGAUGACAUGGACCACGAUAAAGAUUUAAGAAUCUUUCAGUUCAAAUGUCUCUCCUGCAACCAUUGUUUCUAGAGUAGAUAGCUCUGAUGACUUAAGGGUGUCACGGGCUAAUGGUGCUGAGCCCCCAAAAUGUAUUGUAGUCAAUGGAUAUUUCUGAUAAAAAUAUUAGUUAUCGAGUGAUGA
Molecule: messenger RNA, 1030 nt
Organism: Triticum aestivum (bread wheat)
Lineage: Eukaryota; Viridiplantae; Streptophyta; Magnoliopsida; Poales; Poaceae
Exons: 3
Coding region: 476-919 (147 amino acids)
Source: RefSeq, a predicted model, not a curated record